Sesamum indicum (sesame) is the source of this 423-nucleotide messenger RNA. Its product is annotated as antifungal protein ginkbilobin-like protein. The record is from RefSeq and is a predicted model, not a curated record. NCBI's taxonomy places the organism in Eukaryota, Viridiplantae, Streptophyta, Magnoliopsida, Lamiales, Pedaliaceae. Gene Ontology annotation, cellular component: plasmodesma.
AUGGGUCUUCUCCCUAAGUCGAUCGCCCAAAAUCUUACCAUAUUAUCGUCAAUUCUGCUGCUGUUCUCUCUCUGCGAUGUCGCGAGGUGUAAGCCAAAUACCACCGUGAAAAUUGUGCAGUGCAACAUCGGGACGUACACAGAAGGCGACCCUUUUACGAUCAGCUUAGCCUAUGUUCUUGCUGAAUUGGAGAAUGUUACUCCGGCUCGCCAAGGUUAUGAUUUCCGCGACAUUUCUCCCUACCCAAAUGCAUUUGCCUAUGGCCACGCCGCUUGCAACCAGACUCUUACGAGUUCGGACUGCACCGCCUGCCUUUCAGCCGCCAGAAUCGCUGUUCUAAGCAGCUGCGACCACCGGAUUGGGGGCCGUUCCGUGCUCUAUGAUUGUACCAUAAGAUAUGAGCAGUACCCUUUUGACGAUUAA